This is a messenger RNA of Macrosteles quadrilineatus (aster leafhopper), 2103 nucleotides long. RefSeq names its product josephin-like protein (gene Josd). The record is from RefSeq and is a predicted model, not a curated record. The coding region runs from base 356 to 931 and encodes 191 amino acids. The transcript has 6 exons. NCBI's taxonomy places the organism in Eukaryota, Metazoa, Arthropoda, Insecta, Hemiptera, Cicadellidae. Gene Ontology annotation, biological process: protein deubiquitination. Gene Ontology annotation, molecular function: cysteine-type deubiquitinase activity.
GCUUGCUUGAUCCCUAUCGCUUGAUGAUGAGUAAAUAACACGAUAACAAACACUGAAGAAGAAAGUAAGGCAGGAUAGGAAGUUUGUCUUAGAUAGAAAUGAGUACUUUAUUAAUAAUUUGUAAAACAUACUAACUUAAAUCAUUGAACAAGUAAAUUUUGAAGUGUUUAGCUUGUAAUGUGUGCUUUUUUUUUAGUUUUUUAGUAAAUAAGGUUAAAAACCAAAGUUAUAAGGGAUCUACUUAAGUGAACGCUCUAAGAGUUUGGAGAAGCAAUCUGCACAAGUUGAACAAACUUUGUUUUAACUAAUUAUUGUCUAUAAAUAGUAUUAUUAGUUACUAUAGUACUGAUUUGAAAUGAACCCGUGCAACAAUGGAAUAUAUCAUGAAAAACAGGUCAGAGAACUAUGUGCACUGCAUGCAUUGAAUAACCUGUUCCAAGAGAAGAAAGCAUUUACCAAGGCAGAGCUAGAUGAUAUCUGUCAGUCGUUGUCCCCUGAUGUGUGGAUCAACCCCCACCGCUCAGUUCUAGGACUUGGAAACUACGACGUGAAUGUCAUCAUGACUGCUCUGCAGCGUAGGGGAUACGAAGCAAUCUGGUUUGAUAAACGCAAAGAUCCCUCCUGUCUACGGCUGGACAGCAUUGCAGGGUUUAUUCUCAAUGUCCCAAGUGAUUAUCGACUGGGAUUCGUUCUUCUCCCUUUGAAGCGUAGACACUGGGUUGCUGUCAGGCAGAUCUCUGGGACAUAUUACAAUCUAGACUCAAAACUGGACAGCCCUCUGGUUAUUGGCCAGGAUCGGGAACUUCUGGAUUACUUACGAGAGCAGCUAGACAGCAAAGAAAAGGAGUUGUUCAUAAUUGUAAGUGCUGAGAAGAGUGAGAAGUGGUUGAAGCAGGAAGAGAGCUCUGCAGAAGAAAUUAUUCCAAGAUAGUACUUCACAAGAAACUCUAAGUUGGCCAGAUAUCCACAGUGAUCCAAACAAUACAACACUGCAGCAGGCUGACCACAACACAAUAGCACCACCUCCUGCCAAGUUAACCACCAGUUGCUGUAACAGAUGAAAAUUCUAAUUUGAGAGAUAUCAUAAUAUUUUCCAGUAACUGGGAUUGGAGAAAAGGGUUUGAUUCAAAAAUUUCUUGUUGCCUUCAAUAUACUUCAUAACAUUUGCAUUCACAAUUAAUUGAGGUCAUGUGAUCUAAAGAUAACUUCAAUUUAAACUGCCCAAUGUCAUGUUUUUAUUUUACAAAGUUUGAGGCAAAUUUUCCAUGUGUUUGAGCAUAGGCGUAACUGGGAUGACCCAAGAGGGUGGUGUUACACCCGAAGGUCUUGAAUACCCCCCAGGGAACCGAGGAAAAUGUUUGAAAAUUAGACCUGUAAACUUGCGUUUUAGGCUAUUUAGAGAUAUCUAUAUUUGGACUUUAUGGACUCUGAAACCGUUCGACAGAUUGUAAUGAAACUUUUAGGCAUUAUUAAGCAUUAUUCAAGGAUGGUUUGUGUAAAGUUUGGUGCAGAUCCGUCAAAAGGGCUCCGCCCCAGUGGCUGUAGAGUUUCCCAUGUUAACCUUAUGAGUACUCAUAUUUAAAUGGAAUUAAAGAAUCUUAACAGCUGUUUUGACUAAACAAUUUAAUUCUAUGAUGAUCGAUAGCAUUAAAAGGUUACAAAAUGUACCAACAGGGUGCAGCACUAUUAAUUGUCUAAAUUUAUGACAACAGUUGCUUUUUUCAACCAAGCAGCUGUGAUACAAAAUUAUAACUGUCAAAGUAGGAUUGUUUACAGUUAUGUUUAUCUAGUAGUUAUGUUAGUUAGUAGUUAUGUUUAUGUUGUAUCAGUUAUGUGGGCAUGUAGGGACAUAAGUCCCUAAAAAGCUCAAAAUGUAAAACAAUUUAUUUUCAUAUUCAAACAAACUAAGAAUUAAAUUAUUUAUUUGUCAAAAUUGAUAUGCCUGUACACUAUAUCUUUGUCUAAAAAGUCUCUUUGCUUUGGUCGUUGUUUAUGAAAUCCACCGUUCGUCCUUUAUGCGUUACAGGCGUUACUAAACGACCAUCCGAUUGUAAUGAAACUUUUGGGAAGUAAAUAAGUACUGAUACAAAAUGAACAGUGUUU